AUGUCUGCAGACAUUCCAGCACCCUUGACCAACGGGGCCGAUGCGUCCUCGACGCAGACCUCGUCUGCUAGUACUGCGACAACCUCUGUCCUCAACCCAUCUAACUUUCCCCAAACCCUCUCCUCUGACACCAUCUAUAUCUCUCUCGUCUAUGACCCUCUCGAUAUCCCAUCCUACUUGCGAUUCACCCGUUCCCCUACCGCGGGCGCCAACGUUCUGUUCCUGGGCACCACCCGCAACAACUUCGACCAUCGCCCAGUCUCUCGCCUCUCAUAUUCUGCGUAUCCUUCCCUCGCCCUCAAGUCUCUCUACGCUAUUGCCGAGGACGUGCAGAAAAAGCAUGGGCUAGAGAAGGUGGUCAUCGCCCACCGCCUGGGCGAGGUCAAUGUUGAAGAAGAGAGCAUUGCCGUGAGCGUGAGUAGCGGGCACCGUGCCAGUGGCUGGGCGGGUGCCGAAGAGAUCCUGGAAAGAGUCAAGGCUCGAGCAGAGAUCUGGAAGAGAGAGUGGUUCGCAGAUACUGGUGAGGUCGAAGAAGGCGUUUGGAGGGCAAAUAGGGAUACAGACGGACAUGGGAAUGUGCUGAAAUCGCAGUAA
Messenger RNA from Fonsecaea monophora, 594 nucleotides. RefSeq lists its product as hypothetical. The transcript has a single exon. The coding region runs from base 1 to 594 and encodes 197 amino acids. Lineage: Eukaryota; Fungi; Ascomycota; Eurotiomycetes; Chaetothyriales; Herpotrichiellaceae. Gene Ontology annotation, cellular component: cytosol. Gene Ontology annotation, biological process: Mo-molybdopterin cofactor biosynthetic process. The record is from RefSeq and is a predicted model, not a curated record.